UGGUCAGAGAGCUGCCAGAGUUCAGCAGUGUCUCAUCUCCUCUUUUCUCUGAUGGAGAAUCUGGAAGGAGCUCAACUCUGCUUUCCACAACUCCUCAACAGCUCCUGCAGGAAGCCAGUGCAUCCUCAGACUGGAGUUAUGCUCCUCUACUGUCUCUCCUUCAUCUCUAUACUCACUGCAGCUCUCAACCUGCUGGUCAUCAUCUCCAUCUCCCAUUUCAGGCAGCUCCACACCACCACCAACUUUGUCCUCCUCUCUCUGGCUGUCUCAGACUUUCUUGUGGGCCUCGUGGUGAUGCCGGGUGAAAUCAUCUUAAUGGAGACCUGCUGGUUCUUGGGUGACCUUAUGUGCGCUGUGUAUUACUUGUUAGCCCUCAUCAUUAUCAGUGCCUCAACAGCAAGCAUGGUGCUCAUAUCAGUUGACCGCUAUGUGGCUAUCUGUUACCCUCUGCAUUACCCCACCAAAUUCACUCUAAAGAGAGUCCGAAUCUGUGUUUGUCUGUGUUGGAGCUGCUGUCUUUUUGUUAGCGUUCUCCUUCUAUAUGAUCACCUGAAACAACCAGGCAGGUAUAAUUCUUGUUAUGGAGAAUGUGUGGUUAACAUUGCAGGAGAUGUGGACCUUGUUUUAAGUUUUAUUAUUCCCAUAUCUAUCAUCAUAACUUUGUAUUUGAGAGUGUUUGUGGUGGCCGUCUCUCAAGCUCGGUCCAUGCGCUCCCACAUCGCAGCCGUCACACUCAGGUCUUCACAGACUGUAACUGCUAAGAGGUCUGAGCUGAAAGCAGCCAGGACGCUUGGUAUUGUUGUGGCUGUGUUUCUCUUAUGUUACUGUCCAUAUUACUGUGUGUCUCUCACAGGGGGGGAAAUAUUGAUAGGCUCUACAACUGAGGCCUUUAUCGCUUUUCUUGUGUAUUUUAACUCCUGUCUAAACCCUGUGAUCUAUGCCUUUUUCUACUCCUGGUUUAGAAAAACUGUUAGAAUCAUUGUUACACUUCAGGUAAUGCAGCCUGGCUCCUGUGAGGCCAACAUACUGUAGAGAGACAAAGACUUAUACAUGGAUUAAGUCUGUAGUGACAAAAUAAUCUCAACUGAAGGUCACUUACUAGCUUUUUCGGGGAUUCCAACAUGAGCAAAUAGUAUGCUGAAGACUGUGAGAUGUGCUAGAAGGCCCAUAAAAAGUGGUAGACCUUUUUGUUCCUGACUGUAACUUUAAUGUUUAAGUAAUGCUGUUCUUGUGUUGUAUGUGUAAUAAUGUUUAAUGCAUCCAUGUAUUAAAUAUUCUAUCUGUA
This is a messenger RNA of Dicentrarchus labrax (European seabass), 1285 nucleotides long. Its product is annotated as trace amine-associated receptor 13c-like. Bases 52 to 1032 code for a protein of 326 amino acids. The transcript has 2 exons. Lineage: Eukaryota; Metazoa; Chordata; Actinopteri; Moronidae. Gene Ontology annotation, molecular function: trace-amine receptor activity. The record is from RefSeq and is a predicted model, not a curated record. Gene Ontology annotation, cellular component: membrane. Gene Ontology annotation, biological process: G protein-coupled receptor signaling pathway.